AUGUCGGUCGAACGAGAGAAAUCCAAGACAAAGGUGCACAAGCUCCCACUGAAGGGUUCGUCGAAACUCGUUGCGGAAUUCUUCCAAUUCUCCAUAAACACGAUUCUCUUCCAGCGUGGUGUUUACCCCGCCGAGGACUUCACGGCCGUCAAGAAAUAUGGCCUCACAAUGCUCGUUUCCUCGGACGAUCAAGUCAAAGCCUACAUUAAGAAAAUCAUGGGCCAGCUCGACAAAUGGAUGAUUGGCGGCAAGAUAUCGAAGCUUGUGGUUGUUAUUACAAGUAAAGAUACAGGCGAGCAUGUCGAGAGGUGGCAGUUCGACGUUCAAAUAAUCAACAAAUCCUCCUCCAAGAAAUCCUCCAAGAAGAGCGCAGACAAGGAAAAUGCUGCUCCCGAUAACGCGGCCGCUGUACCACCAGCUGAGAAAACGGAGGCAGAGAUCCAAUCCGAGAUACAGUCUAUAUUCCGACAGAUUACCGCCUCGGUUACUUUCUUGCCUCAGCUGGAUGGGGACUGUACGUUCAAUGUGCUGGUGUAUGCGGAUGCGGAUAGUGAGGUACCGAUGGAGUGGGGAGACAGUGAUGCGAAAGAGAUUAAGAAUGGGGAGAAAGUACAGCUGAGGAGUUUCAGUACGAGUAAUCAUAAGGUUGAUACUUUGGUCAGCUAUAGGAUUGGUGAUUAG
Molecule: messenger RNA, 681 nt
Organism: Lachnellula hyalina
Lineage: Eukaryota; Fungi; Ascomycota; Leotiomycetes; Helotiales; Lachnaceae
Gene: mad2
Product: Mitotic spindle checkpoint component
Exons: 6
Coding region: 1-681 (226 amino acids)
Biological process (GO): mitotic spindle assembly checkpoint signaling
Cellular component (GO): cytoplasm; nucleoplasm; kinetochore
Source: RefSeq, a predicted model, not a curated record